Messenger RNA from Myxocyprinus asiaticus (Chinese sucker), 3072 nucleotides. It is a transcript of the gene rflnb, whose product is annotated as refilin B. Gene Ontology annotation, biological process: negative regulation of chondrocyte development; actin filament bundle organization; skeletal system morphogenesis. The record is from RefSeq and is a predicted model, not a curated record. The coding region runs from base 1046 to 1636 and encodes 196 amino acids. The transcript is spliced from 3 exons. NCBI's taxonomy places the organism in Eukaryota, Metazoa, Chordata, Actinopteri, Cypriniformes, Catostomidae. Gene Ontology annotation, cellular component: actin filament bundle. Gene Ontology annotation, molecular function: filamin binding.
AAAAUACUCAAAUGGCCCUUAGUAAGAAAAAGUUUCCCUACCAUUAAAUCAUUUACUUUAGGAAAGAAGUUUUUGUCAGGUGUUUGACAUUUUUAUUUAGUUUUUUUCCCCAUAACAUAUUAUGGAAUUUAUGUACUGUAGUCUUUGUUUCUUUUCUGCACAUGGCUUUGUAUUUGUUCACAGACCCCAACAGCAGUGCUUAUCAAAGCCAAAACAUGUAUAAUGAAGGUGAGGUUUUUAAGUGUUAAGAAUGGGUUAAUUAAAUAUUUUUGCUCUCAUGGAUUUAUACUGUCGACUGCUUCUAAUGUAAUCAUUACUGCUUUCUGAUAUCAAUUAUGAUUUGAUCAUAUCAAAAUAUCUUUCUUUUUAUAGUAAACUGCUUAUAUAAACUAAGAGCUUGUGAAUAAAAAUCUGUUGCAUGUCUUGGCUUUGGGGUUGACAGAUAUUGUUCUUGUCAUUUGAUUUCCACAUCUGUCUGGUUUUAAACUUGACUUGAUUAUAAGCUUGAUAUUAAACUUGGACACUCUCUAAAGGGAGGGCCCCUUGACUUUCUCUAAUUGGCACUCCAAUCAGCAGUGGGAGGCAGGUUUUAAAGGCGUUUCCCUUCUCGCAGUCGCAUGUAAAACAAUGAAAGUCUCUGAGAGUGGAUGAUUUUGAAUGCAGCCAGACUGGGUACAGUUGUAUUGCUUUUCUAGAUGAAUUUGCUCAAAGGUGAAGUAAGGGAAAUUUCCAUUCUCCAACCACUUUUUAUAAAGCCAUUUAAACAACAAACAUUUGAAGUCAGUGAGCGGCUUCUUUAGAUCUGCGUUUCAAAGUCUGAGGAGACGGGAGCGACGAGCCAGCGCCACGUAACGGAUUAUCGACAAUCAUUUGUGGCAUCGCACAGCUGUUUUUAUUUUAUACAAGUUACUCUGAUCGCGGCUAGACCGGUUUCCCCGCAAGAUCAACAAAGAAAGAUAAAUUUGCAUAUAAUUGUAUUUAAUUAGAAUAUUAGACGAACUUGUUGGACUAAAAAAAAAAAAAUUAUAAUAAUAAUUAAAAAGCAAUGGUGGGAAGGCUCAACUUGCAGAAUGUGUCUGACGACGAUCCGCUGGAAAUGAAUCUCAAAGCUGACCGACCGCUUGACAGUCCAGACUCCGGUCUGCCACCGAGUCCGAGCCCGAGCGUUUGGUUACUGCAGGGCACCGGGACUGGCACCCCGACUACUGAGGACGACAGCAGAGAGCCACCUGUGGUUUCUUUUAAAAGUGUUCCUCAAUUGCAUGCAUUGUCUUAUGGGGAAGGAAUUGAGCUUGAUCCUCUGCCAUUAAAAGAAAUAAGAUACACAUCAUCAGUGCGUUAUGAUUCAGAUCGGCACUUCAUCCAGGAUGUGACCUUGCAGCCCAAGGGUUUGGGACUGAAGAUGUGCAGCCAGACAGUCUUGGCCUUGCCUCAGAGCACCUGGAGACAUUACAAGACCCAGCUGGAGUUCCAGCCCCGUCAACGGGUGCAGCGCUACCAGAGCACCACCAUAGUGUACCCCAAAUACACCCGGACCUUCUACACUACCCAGCUCAAUUAUGAUGGCCACAAGCUGACCAAGCGCUUCUUCUCUACUGUAGAACUACAGGCAUCUGACUGUAGGAGUGGUCUUUGAAAGACAGACAGGCAUCUGUGCCUAACAUUUCGCCCAUACUAAUUAUAAACCACUGCCUGCAGUCAUUGUGAGUCCCAAGAGUAAAAAAGGGAAACUCAGACAUAAAUUGUUGCCAGUUGGAACAAGGUUCCCAAGACUGAUGGUUUUGUAGCAAGUUCAUUUUAAUUUAGAGAAGAGUAAGCAACUGUGUUGCUUUGUUUUUAAGGGCUGGUUAAGUUGAGCAUAUGGAGGUUUGGAUGGUUUCUUCGACCACUGUGGUGGUAUACAGUGGUUGAUUUUACAAUGAUGGGUUUCAUUGUAUGUAGAAGUGUGGUUGGUUGCUUAAUGGUGAGAUUCAAGUUUCAGAUUUUCUGCUCUGAUCUUGGACUAUGCAGGGGCAUAGAUUCCAGGGGGAAUAAUCAAAACAAGUACAACCCCCCCCCUAUUUAUACCAUGAUUGAUGGAAACAAGUAAAUGCUUAACACUGCAACCCCUCAAUGUUCAAGCCAAAUCUACGCCCUUGUUUGAAUGGUUAGAUUUAGUGUUCAGGUAGGACACAUUGUUGGCCAUAGAGCUAGACAGGAUUUACUCUUCAGGGCAAACUGUUUUGCCCCAUCAUGAAUUCAGUGGUAGUGUAAUAAAAAUGCAUUUUAGUGUUUGGGUUACUUUUGGGUUACUAAAGCAAAGCUUCCAGAAUUAUCUAUCACAAAAUUCUAUGUAACUGGUUCACAUCUCACCUGAGACCAAGAAGGGAAGGUUCACUUGUAUUAGGGUCUGUAAAGGGUUUUCUGAAGAAACUGGGUAUUUGGGUGUGUUUCCACAAGGAUAAUUAUAUGUUUAUCUGAGUAGAACAUCUUAAACUCCACCAUUGACAUCUGAAACAGACAGGUCUGUGUAUUUUUUUAUUUUUUAUUUUACUACUGUAAAACUCCAUGGGGAUAAAAGCCACACUUUUUUGCAUUUUCUUUAUUUUAUUUAAAAGUUUGCUAACUUCCACAGCUCUACUUGGGUUUUAGUAAGUUGUAAAGUUUUUCUUGGUAUAAUUACUCAUGAAGGAAAAAUGAGAAGUGGGGUCAGUGUUUGAAAAGACUUCUGCCUGUUACUGCAGACUGAAGUAUUUGUAGACAGAUAAGUGAAAUAUAUUGAGCAGAUCGGUCUAAAUAUCUGUUUAUAUUAGAGGCACUUUUAUGGUGUAUUUAUUUCAUUUUAUUCUCGUUUUAAUUGUCUUUUAUUCUUUAUCGCACAGUCAUUGAUUGAGGGAGAGGGAUGAACAUGUUGCUUGUUCCAGUAUCUGUGCUGUCAAUUUGUGCUAACUUUAAAGUUUAAAUUGUUAUGCUAAGACAGUAAUUUACUGUUAAAAUAAAAAAAAAUCAUUUUUGUAAAGUGACAUGGAUUUUUUUAAAUGUGCUUUGCCAUGUACGUUUACAAUGCUCUGUACAAAUACUCUUUGUUCUUGA